GUUGCAUCAACUUUACGUUUUCGCCUGCAACUAUAUAAAACGGCCGAUUCCAUUCUCUCUGAAAUUGUUCCCAAAUCACCCUCUUUUCUAUUUUCCAUCCAUCGUGGCCGUUAGAGCUGGACGUCGAGUUCAGUUCACCGUCGCUUGCUCGCCAUGAACUGCCCGUCCCGAACGGAGCAUGAUCCUGACCGCCCGGACUGGAAUCAGAACCCACCGGUUCUAUCUCCCGAUCUCACCGCGCGGCAGGAUCUCAAUGGCCGUAUAAACGCUACCCAAUUCCGGGAGCUAUCCUCUCAUUUCUCGUCUCUCGGGUUCGCAGCCGGUGCCGAUGAAGGCCCCGAGAAGGGACUCGACGUCCCUCCUGGCUCCAAGCACCGCCCACCCUUUGCAGAUGCAAAACUUCCUCGUGAUUACUACGAAGAAUUUUGCGCUGCAAGUCGUCAGAUGCCUUACAGGGUAAAGACGUUAAAGUCCUGGUUCCAUCAUGGCUUGCUAUGGUGGCUGCCAGCAAUUUCAAUGGCCGUAUUCUCUGUCUACUAUAUGGGAGUUGUCCUCUCGACCUUCCGGCCCCGGCAAAAACUAGCGACGGCCCGCGUCGUAAAGAGAGCCGAAAGCUGUCAAACUGGCAGCAGUAAACCAAACUACAGCGUUGGCCUGCAUGUCGCUGCACUUGCUAUCAUUUUAUUCGUAUCCUUUGGGGCCUGUGCAUUUCCAAUGCUUGCGGUCAGGUUUCCACGUCUACGAAUCCCGCAUUCUUUCCUUUUCUUCGUGCGACAUUUUGGUACCGGUGUCUUGAUUGCCACAGCAUUCGUCCACCUCUUGCCCACCGCUUUUGUUUCACUUGGAAACCCAUGUUUAUCACAAUUUUGGACGGUGGACUAUCCCGCAAUGCCUGGCGCCAUCGCUCUGGCAGCCGUCUUCCUUGUUACCACGGUAGAGAUGGUUUUCAGCCCCGCUAGACAUAUCUGUGGUGAUACCAGGGGAGUCACCCAGAUGAUCUGCCAUCAAGAUUCAACUCCUACAGGCCACCAGGGUUACGGAGCAACGGCCAGCCCCGUGGAAGCUCUGGAAGGCGGAAAAUCAUCCGACUCCGAUCCUCAUCUUCGCGGAGAUUAUGGAGUCCGUAGCCCUAUUUCUCGUCAAUCUACGGCUGAAGGGCCUGAAAUGGUGACGGGGACUAACGCGGUCAACCGGGAGGGUGCUGAAAAGGACGUGCCCGAUGUGCAUGCUCCUAUCGUUCUAACUCCCGAGCAGAGGACCCGAAAAGCGUUUUUACAAUGCGUUCUCUUAGAAGUUGGAAUUUUAUUCCACAGUGUUUUUAUUGGAAUGGCGCUGAGUGUUUCCGUCGGAAACGAGUUCGUCAUUCUGUUGGUUGCGAUUUCAUUCCACCAGUGUUUUGAAGGUUUGGCGCUCGGCGCGCGUAUCUCAGCCCUUUCCUGGAAUCCAGAUGCCAAACAGCCAUGGCUCAUGGCUCUCGCAUACGGUUGCACAACCCCUAUUGGUCAAGCCAUUGGCUUGGCUACACACUCCCUGUAUGACCCCGAUUCCGAAGUUGGCCUCAUCAUGGUUGGCACCAUGAAUGCAAUUUCGUCGGGUCUGCUUGUUUACGCCUCUCUCGUGGAGCUUUUGGCUGAGGACUUCCUCACCGAUGAAAGCUGGCGAAUCCUGAGAGGGAAAAGGCGCAUCUUAGCCUGUUUACUAGUCUUCCUUGGCGCAUUUGGAAUGAGUCUAGUUGGAGCAUGGGCGUAAUAAGGCCUCUUGUACAGGGAUUUGGUCGAAGAAUUACCCCGAGAAUGGGUGGUUCUUGAGUGGGGGUACCGGAGACGAAUUCAACAUUCUCUCGGUGAAGUUUUGCACACGUUUUUUUACCCUCUGAUUUCAGGAUUGGAAUCUCUUCGAUGUCGGUUGGUAUUGCGAUUUUUUGAGCUCAGCUGCGGGCGGACGGUCCUGGAGCAUGGGAUGAGUCUUGCUCUAUUUCGCGCAGGCGAGUGCGCUAUUUGGAUUCUACGUCGCGGGAUAUUUUCUCACUUGGGGGAUUAUUUGUUUUUUCUUUGCUCUUGAAUUCUCGUGGAUGGAUGGAGUUUCUCCCCUCUCCACAUACUCUCAUAUUUGUACAUAUCUCAAAGGGCCGACUGGUUAUCGCAUCCUUGAGACUUAAUUUUUUAUCCUAGUUUUCGAUACGUACUGUACAUCCAUACCCAAGAUAUCUACGGAGUAUACUACAGAAGCUAUUUAUAUGAAAUAUGCGUUUUGAA
This is a messenger RNA of Coccidioides immitis RS, 2255 nucleotides long. Its product is annotated as ZIP zinc/iron transporter. Gene Ontology annotation, molecular function: zinc ion transmembrane transporter activity. The coding region runs from base 154 to 1749 and encodes 531 amino acids. Gene Ontology annotation, cellular component: plasma membrane. The record is from RefSeq and is a predicted model, not a curated record. Lineage: Eukaryota; Fungi; Ascomycota; Eurotiomycetes; Onygenales; Onygenaceae. Gene Ontology annotation, biological process: zinc ion transmembrane transport. The transcript has 5 exons.